Aphanomyces astaci is the source of this 4310-nucleotide messenger RNA. RefSeq lists its product as hypothetical. The record is from RefSeq and is a predicted model, not a curated record. The coding region runs from base 105 to 1490 and encodes 461 amino acids. The transcript has a single exon. Gene Ontology annotation, molecular function: metal ion binding; protein binding. NCBI's taxonomy places the organism in Eukaryota, Oomycota, Saprolegniomycetes, Saprolegniales, Verrucalvaceae.
CGUUAUUCAAGUCAAUAGAAAUCGAUGUUCAAAAUUGCCUCGUGCGACCGUUUCUCACGACCGCUACACUACCAGUGCGCGGCCAUUACAACAUUUCGGUCAUCAUGGGCAUUGACGAUGAGACCCGCGAAGUGUCGGCGCGGUCGGAUGCUUCAUCGUCCGCUGCUAGCUACCACAUUCCCCACAAGACGCACCGUAGUGCCACAGUGGACAGUCUCACUGACACAGGCACCCCCACCAACAACACGAGCUUCACGUCAACGCAGCACUACGAGGAAGACUUUGUGUCCAGUCCCAAGGGCAAGGGUGCCGGGCAGACCACCAACAUCAGUGCUACUCGCGGGUCGUUAACAAACUUGUCCUUGAGCGACCUCGCCAACGCGACAUCUCGCGUACGCCCCAAUGGACGAGACAGUCUCAUGGUCCGCCCCACUGAAACGCUGCAACACAUGGACCCCAGUUUCCAUGACGUGCGUGCAACAAUGAAUGCACCGCGAUAUGACUUUGACACGGAAGGAUUGUCGCCGCUCAUCAUCGCGGCGCGCGCGGGCGACGUUGUCGAAGUGAAUGCGCUGCUUGUGCAACCGGGCACGGACGUGCUUCGUCGCGACCCGACGUUUGGUCAGAGCGCGAUGCACUUCGCCGUCCGUGGCGGGCACAUGAGUGUCCUCAAAGCUCUCUGUUCUCCGCACAUCGUGUCGUCCAUCAUCAACGUGCCAGACAAUCGCCGGAACACGCCGCUCCAUCUAGCGUCGGCGAAAUCUCGGCGCAUCACGAAGCUUCUGUUGGAAAAUGGCGCCGACACGACCUUUUUUAACAUUCGCAAUCAAACGCCGCUAGGGGUCCACAUCAUCACGACCAACAAGGACGAUCCGAUGCUUUGCGAGAUGCUCCUUCGGCACAACGCCGACCCGAAUGCUGCCGUGGACCAGUCCACGCUUCUCCACGUGGCGUUGGACAAGGGUCUUCAUGAGAUCGCGCUGCGUCUUGUCCGUCAUGGAGCCCGCCUCGAUACGUUGGACGAAACCAACAAGAUGGUGUUCGACAAGGUCGACAAGCCCAUGCUCAAGAAACUGCUGCACAAAGUGACCCAUUCGCCCGUGUGGAUCGACGACAAGUCUCGUCCUGCAUGCAUGCUGUGCGCCAAAAACUUCUCGCUGGGCAAUCGCCGCCACCACUGCCGCUACUGCGGCCGCCUUUGUUGCGCCGACUGUGCCACGGGCAAAGUGGCGGCGUACAAGUUCCCCAAGGGAUUUGACAACCGCCUCAAACAACAUGGCGGCGCCCCCAAUCACAAGCCCCAGCGCGUCUGCAACGUGUGCCAUGGCGUCCUCAACGACCAGCAGAAGGAGGCCGGUCGCACGGACUUGAGCGACCGCGCGUCCGACCUGGACCAGUUCUACGAUCGCACGUUGAAUGUGCAGUGGGACGAAGUCAAGGGACAAGUGAACCACCCCAUCGCGACCCAGAAGCUCACGGGCGGCGAUUAAGCGCGCUUAUGCAUACCCUUGUUCUUUGAUUCCACUUGUUCUGGUUUCGACAUGGAAGUUUCCGCGAUCUUGCUGCAACCGUUGCAACCGGAUAAUAUCCGGAACAUGCGUUUCAAUAAGAUCGUGUGGCAAAUAUUCAUUGCGCGAUGGACGAGCUGGUGGGGAUCUUGAAGCGGGAGCUGGACGAGUUUAUGGCGACGCAUGCGUCGACCGUGCUGUCCAAGAUGGGAGAGGAGCACAUGGACGACGUGUGUCGCUCCGAAGUCGAGCGUAUUGGCACAAUGUGGUCCGUGAUGGCAUCGCGAAACUUCGCCGUCGCAAUCGACACUCUUCUCCAGUGGCAGUCAGUUCGACUGGAUGGUUCUCUCUUCGGUCACGUGGGGCUGUGGCUCACCGGGCAUGUGCUACGAACAGUACUGCGUCAUCCGGUUCACGAGACAUGCGAUGCCGUGUGGGACACGCUCGUGGCCGCCGCCUUCAAGGUUCUCUCAGGGUGGAACCACGUCGAGAGUUGCGUGGGUGCAGAUAGGUCAUUUUUUGGAUUCCACACAGCUCCAUCCAAGCCCUCAAACGACUUUUUACUCCAACAAGCGGUGCACAUGCUGUGGAAGGACAACAUUGGGCUCAUGGGCACAUGCGCGAUUCGCCCCAUCAAGCAGCACUUUCUCAUGGACUUGGACAGCCUGGCCGCGUCCACAGUCACAAAGGAGAGCUACUUGAACAACUUUUCCAUGCUUCGGCUUUGUCUGAUUCGCCCGGGCGCGACAUUCGACGCGGCAGCACAGGCGUCCACGUCGUUCCUCCGGGUGCUUACGUCCUGCACCCACAAGGUGCACAAACCCAGCGUCCGGCUGGUGGCACUGCAGGUUCUCGCGGCCAUCUUAACGCGCGAACUCACAGGGUUGUCCACGGCGGGGCUGCGGGCGUACCACGACGCCGACGGCACCACCGCGGAAUGGACGUCGCUCGUGGCCGACUUGCACGCGAUCGGGCACAAGCAGAGCCAGAAGAAGCGGUUCGCGGUCGUGGCAUGGCACGUGCGUGUGGCAGUGCUUAUGCUGUCCGACGCCGCCUUGUUUGCCGCGUGGUGGAAGGCCGACGCCCUGGCGCUGCUCCAGGCGUACGGCCAGCACAAUGCGUCGAUUCCGUUCUUGCACUUGGUGGAGCUGCUGCUUCGGCAUUUGGUCAAGCGACACGUGGCGGCGGCGUCUCGAUCGGUCGACUUGAUGGAGAUCGUCAAUGCCAUCCAAGCGUGGUGCUUUACCAACUCCAAGCACAAGCUCAAAAAGAUGAGAGUCAUCUUUUCCGUGCUCUCGCGCCUCUCGCUGAGCAUUGCCGCGUACAACAUGCCGUACGCCGUGGACAACCACAUCCACCACUUGAUUGCCGACUCGGACUCGAUCUACGAAGUGCGGCGCCUCGUGGGGCUGCAGUCGUUGACGCACUUGCUUCAACACACUGGCCUCGUCGUCAUGUCUGCUGCGCCCCCAGUCUUUUCAAUCGCAUUGGACAAAGCGGCGCUCGUCCUCGCGCUGCCGUCCUUGGGCGAUGUGGUGAGCAACAUCUUGGUUGACUGCAGUGGCCACCUCGACUCUCCUGUUCGACCCGGCAAGUCGAACGAGUUCAAGCACUGGAUUGGCCUGCAGACAUUUGAAGCCUCCAUUUACUCGACGCAGGUCUUGUUUGCACACAUGACGUUGCAUCCCGACCAAAAGCUGCUCCUGCUCACUCGGAGUGCCAUCCACGACGACGAAUCCAUUCGGGUGGCGUCCGCGGCGACGCUGCGGCACCUCGCGCGUACGCUGCCCGAAAGCUCCGUCCUUCAAGCGCUGGUGUCGUUCAUGGUACAGGCGGUGGACAAGGCGGACCGACUGCCCAUCUUGCUGGAGGUCGUCGAGUCCAUCCUGUUGGACCCAUCUCUUCCGCUCCGGGACGCGCUCGACACCGACGUCGAGCCAGUCGAGGCGCUGGGUCUGUUUUUGCUCUGCCAUACUAGUGUUCAAGUCCGGCGUCAGGCACUGGUGGUGCUGGACGCCGUCCGCCUACUUCGACAAGGACGGUUGCGGUCAACCAAGAUCAACGCCAUGGACAUCCUCACGGGCAUCGACGGCGACCUCCAAAACACGCUGGGACUGCAACUGGCCCACAAGCAGAUGGCGCUCGAGGCUGGCGGUGUCAUCCAGUGGCUGGCCAAGUCGACUGACCAGUCGACUAGUGCAAACUCGGAGUGGCUGUGGUCGCUCUGCCUUGCGACGCUGUUUCCCCGCCUGUGCGAGAUCUGCCCCACCUUGAUUGACCAUGUGUGGACCCGUGCAGUGACAACCGUGUACGCCAUCGAGCCUGACCUUCCAAUCGACACCGACGACAACUUUUGCACGCCAAGUCAAUGGCGCAACCUGGCCAUCUUGACCUGCGCCACCGCCACCAAGGCGGAGGAUGUCGUGGGAACGCUCCUCAAGCGCCUCUGCGCGUUCCUCACGAGCUUGAGUCUGGAGCAGAGGAUUUCCGCCACGCUGGCGCUUAGUGCGACGCACGCGGCGGCCCACGUCGAGCUACUGGAGCACUUGACAUCCUUGGAAGGUGUAGCGUUCCCCAAGAAACCCCCCGUGGGAAGUAUACCACGUGGCACGAGCAUCAAAGACAUCUUUGCCCCUGCUCCGUCCAAGCACCCGCCUUGUGUGCUCCAGUGGGCGAUGGCGCGCUGUGUUCGGUCGCUGGUCCAUCAUCGCAUCCAGCUAUGGAGCCACGUGCCGUUCCGCCAACUCGUGCUCGACGUAGUCGACAAAUUGUACGGUGCGCUGACCACCCCCCCCCCGCCAC